AUGACUUAUGAAGUUCCCACAGUAAGAGGUCGCAAAGGGGCUCUCGCUUACACAUUUUCAAAGGCAGAAGUGGCGGAUGUGGCGGAGGUGGCGAAGCUGCACGCAGGGCGGGGACAGGAGGAAGCUGUUGCGGAAAUGUGGGAGGGGAGCUGCUUCCGCACUCUAACCUCCCUCGUUGUCCCCCCUUCUUUCCCCCACCCAUCCCCCUCUCUUUUCCCUGCCCUUUCCCCUCCGCGCGCGCACAGUCGGUUCCUCCAAGGCGCGGAGACGGACAAGGCGGAGAUCGCGAAGCUGCGCGCGGCAGUGGCGGCGGGGGAGAGCUGGUGCGGGCGGCUGCUCAACUACAAGAAGGACGGGUCGCCCUUCUGGAACCUUCUCACCGUGUCGCCCGUUAAGGACGACAAUGGGACGGUCGUUAAGUUUAUCGGCAUGCAAGUGGAGGUGACCAAAUACACGGAGGGCGCUAAGGACAAAGAGACCCGCCCCAACGCUCUGCCCGUCUCUCUUAUCAAAUAUGAUGCGGAGAGCACAGUGUCUGAGCUAGUGGCGGAGGUGGGGAACAAGCCCCUCCCCUUACUCACCUUUACUCCCCCCUCUCCGUCUUCUCCUCCCCAUCCAACCCCACACACGCUCCCUUCCGCAGCCCGCCAGAGGGAGGAGGCGGAGGGCACGGUGUCUGAGCUAGUGGCGGAGUCCGCCAGAGGGAGGAGGCGGAGAGCACAGGGUCUGAGCUAUUGGCAGAGGUGGGGAACAAGUCCCUUCCCCUCCCCUUGUUGUCCACCCCUCACCUUCCCUUCUUUCCUCCUUUCUCUCAACUCUCUUCCGUCCGCAGCCCGCCAGAGGGAGGAGGCGGAGAGCACGGUGUCUGAACUAGUGGCGGAGGUGGGCAACAAGUCGCUGCAGGCGGAAGGGGGGGGGGAGGCGGAGGGCGGAGCGCAAGCCCCCAAGGCGGAGGGGGAAGGGUCGGGGGGAGCUGCGGUGGGCGCGGAUGGCAAGGGCAGUGAGAGGCGCAAAUCCGGACUCUUGUCUCUGCUGUCCAAGAAGGAGCGGUCGGAGCCGGCAAUGGAGGCGGUGGAGGAGGAGGACGAGGGCGACCACAAGGCGAGGAGGGGGCUUGACCUGGCGACCACGCUGGAGCGAAUCCAGAAGAACUUUGUCAUCACGGACCCGCGCCUGCCUGAGAAUCCUAUUAUCUUUGCGUCAGACGAUUUCCUUGAGCUCACGGAGUACUCCCGAGAGGAGAUCCUGGGGCGCAACUGCAGGUUCCUGCAAGGACCAGACACGGAUCCCAAGACGGUGCAGAGGAUUCGAGAUGCCAUCAAGAAGGAGGAGGAUAUCACGGUGCAGCUGCUCAACUACACCAAGUCGGGCAAGCAGUUUUGGAAUCUCUUCCAUCUGCAGGCCGUGCGCGACAACAAGGGCAUGCUGCAGUACUUCAUAGGAGUGCAGCUGGACGCAUCUCAGUAUGUUGAUCCUUCAAUCCACGGGCUCCAGGAGAAGCUAGCAACCGAGGGAGAGAAGAUUGUGUUGGAAGCAGCCAACAAUGUGGAGGGAGCAGUCAGAGAGCUUGCCGACCCUGGUGCUGCCGCUGGGGACCUGUGGGCCGUGCACACGGCGCCAGUGGCAAUCAAGCCGCACAAGACUGGUGACCCUGCAUGGCAGGCCAUUCAGGAGGUGAUCAAGAAGGACGGGAAGCUCAGCCUGAAGCACUUCCGACCAAUCAAGCCUCUGGGCGCUGGAGACACGGGCAGUGUGCAUCUGGUGGAGCUGAGGGACACGGCCCGUCUGUUCGCAAUGAAGGCGAUGGACAAGGAGGUGAUGGUGAAUCGCAACAAGGUGCACCGCGCCUGCACCGAGAGGGACAUUCUGGGCCGCAUCGACUUCCCCUUCCUGCCCACGCUCUACGCCUCCUUCCAGACCGCCACGCACGUGUGUCUGAUCACGGAGUUUUGCGCGGGGGGCGAGCUGUAUGGCAUUCUGGAGAAGCAGAAGGGCAAGCGCCUGCCCGAGGCUGCUGCACGCUUCUUCGUCGCUGAAGUGCUGCUGGCACUGGAGUACCUGCACUGCCAAGGAGUGGUGUACCGUGAUUUGAAGCCCGAGAACGUGCUGGUUCAGGAGUCGGGCCAUGCCAUGCUCACCGAUUUCGAUCUCUCCUUCAGCACCGAGUGCAAACCCAAGCUGGAGUCCCCCCCUGUGCCUCCGGAUUUCGAGAAGCGCAAGAAGAAGGCGGCGCAGGUGGGGUGCGGAGGCGCCACCAAGGGCCCGUCUCCUACCGAGCUGGAGCUGGAGCUGCUGCCCGUGCUCGUGGCCGAGCCAGAGGCAACGAGCAACAGCUUUGUGGGCACGGAGGAGUACAUUGCCCCGGAGAUCAUCAGCGGUACCGGGCACAGCAGCCCUGUCGACUGGUGGACCUUCGGAAUCUUCCUGUACGAGCUGUUGUACGGACGCAGUCCCUUCCGCGGGCGCAAUCGCCAGCGCACCUUCACCAACGUGCUCACCAAGGACCUCGCCUUCCCCGCUAACCCGCCGGUAUCGGAUGAGGCCAAGGACCUGAUGCGCAAGCUGCUGCAGAGGGACCCGGCGGACCGCCUGGGGGCGAAGCACGGCGCCAUUGAGAUCCGAUCACACCCCUUCUUCAAGUCCAUUGAGUGGCCUCUCAUUCGCGACAUGAAGCCCCCGCAGCUGGAUGUGCCUGUGAAGGCGAUUUCAGCGGAGGCAGAGGAGGGAAGGCCAUCGACAGCAGAGGAGGAGAUGGACUGGGAUGAGAAUGAGGCCAGGCCGUCCACUUCACUUGACUACGGCUACUGA
Molecule: messenger RNA, 2808 nt
Organism: Closterium sp. Naga37s-1
Lineage: Eukaryota; Viridiplantae; Streptophyta; Zygnematophyceae; Desmidiales; Closteriaceae
Source: the annotation of a GenBank genome assembly